GUUCGUGUGUUCUGUGCCUCUAUGUGUGUAUCUCUCCGUUAGCUCAGCGCUAGCCCGUUAGCCUACGUCACACACACACACACACAGCACCGCUGAGCAUGGCGGACGGGACCGACUUCCAGGAGCUGGAGGCCGGGGAGGACCUGUUCCCGGAGCCGGCGGACAGCCUGGAGUCAGAACCAGCCAGUCUACCUGCUGAGGACCUCAGCACCAACUCAAAUGGACCCAAACAGGAUUCACUGUUCGACGACGAUCCAGAGGAUCUGUUCGCAGAAGCCACAGAGGAGGUUUCGUUGGACAGUCCUGAGAGAGACGUCCUUCUGUCCGACGGCCCGUCUCCCGCCAUCACCCCCAUCACCCCUCCCUGCUCCGUCAUCACCCCUCGCCUCGGCCUCACCCACGACGACAUGUUCACACACUCCUCCUUCGACGAGAUUGAAGAAGUGGAAGGCGGCGAUUCAUUCGACAUGCACAUAUCAGUGUCUGACCCCGAGAAAGUGGGUGAUGGGAUGAAUGCGUACAUGGCCUACAAAGUGUCCAUCAAGACCUCCAUGUCUUUGUUCAAGAGCCGCGAGUUUUCGGUAAAAAGGCGUUUCAGUGAUUUUCUGGGUCUGCACAGCAAACUGGCCUCCAAGUAUCUGCACGGAGGCUACAUCGUCCCCCCCGCACCGGAGAAAAGCAUUGUGGGGAUGACCAAGGUGAAGGUCGGGAAGGAGGACCAGUCGUCCAACGAGUUUGUGGAGAAGAGGAGGUCGGCUUUGGAGAGGUAUCUGAUGAGAACGGUGAAGCAUCCCAUCCUGCUGAAGGAUCCAGAUGUUCUGCAGUUUCUGGAGAGCUCAGAGUUGCCGCGGGCCGUCAGCACUCAGGCUCUGAGCAGCGCCGGACUCCUCCGAAUGGUCAACAAGGCCGCCGACGCCGUCAACAAGAUGACCAUCAAGAUGAACGAGUCUGACGCUUGGUUUGAGGAGAAGCAGCAGCAUUUUGAGAAUCUGGAUGUUCAGCUGAGGAAGCUUCACGCCAGCGUUGAGUCUCUGGUCUGUCACAGGAAAGAGCUGUCGGUGAACACGGCUCAGUUCGCCAAGUCGGCGGCCAUGUUGGGAAACAGCGAGGACCACACGGCGUUGUCCCGCGCUCUGUCCCAGCUGGCCGAGGUGGAGGAGAAGAUCGACCAGCUGCACCAGGACCAGGCCCACGCUGACUUCUACUUCUUCUCCGAGCUGCUGGGAGACUACGUCCGCCUCAUCACCGCCGUCAAGGGUGUGUUUGACCACCGGAUGAAGACGUGGCAGAAGUGGCAGGACAGUCAGAUGUUGCUGCAGAAGAAACGAGAAGCUGAAGCCAAACUUCAGUUCAACAACAAACCGGACAAACUGCAGCAGGCCAAGGACGAGAUCAAAGAGCUGGAGGGUAAAGUCCAGCAGGGAGAGAGAGACUUUGAACAAAUCUCCAAAACUAUACGCAAAGAAGUCAGCAGGUUUGAGAAAGAGAGAGUGAAGGACUUUAAAUCAAUCAUCAUCAAAUACCUGGAGUCUCUGGUUCAGACACAACAGCAGCUGAUAAAAUACUGGGAUGCCUUCUUACCCGAAGCCAAGGCCAUCUCAUAGAGUCCACACAGACACAACAGACUGGCUCCGGUCAAACUACACUACCCACAAUGCACCGCUCCCCUCCUGUCUAUGCCCCGAGUGAAGAAGAGAAGUUAAAGGCAGCCAAUCAGCUCCAAGUGACUUUUCUGCAGUUAAAAAAACCAACACAAGAUAAACUCUUGAAUUUACAGUUUGUCAUCUUUUAUUUUUAUUCGUUUUCUUUCCUGCUGAACUCGGUGAUGCGUUCAAGUCCUGUCAGAGUAAUCAAUGCUUUCACAAUAAUACUGUAAUAUUAACCACAGUUUUGCACUCUUCAUACUAAUUUCUUCUUGGUGUUAUCAGAAUUCAGCAAAAUUCAAAAGAUUUUGUUUAUAAAAAUGAAACCUGCAAAGUUAUUUUCAAGCCAGAAGCUCAUAAUCCCGCAUGACAUGAACGCAGCACGAGUUUUCAGAUCCUGGUGACGGCUUUUCUUCUCUUUACUGAACAUGGUGUCAGUUUUUACCACUUAAAGGAAAAACAGACCCGACACCAGAAGAGAAUGAGGAACCUCAUCCUAAAUUUGUAUUUAAGGUUUAUUUUUAGGGAUUAACCUAAAUGUUUCUCUACAAAGACAGAUUCACACAUUCUAACGUAAAGAAAUGAACUUUUUUUAUGGUAGUAUGGAAGCUCGUUACUGCCAUAAAAAUGAAGAAAAUAUGAAAGUCAGGAAUGAUAAAACAUUUUUUUUAUUAUAGAUCAUGGACAAUGAUGUAAAACUUCACUACAUUUAUGAACAAUACAAAUUUUUCACAAAAUUUAAAUUCCGAAUGAAACACUUAAGGCGGUUAUCUUUUUGUUUCGCUACGUAAUUUAUGAUUUUAGUGCUAAAAAACGUUUUUUUUAUGCCAGAGUGAUCAAAAAGCAUGUGAGCAGUCUGAGAUUGACAUUUAAACUCAAUUUUCUGUAUUUGCAGAUAUUAAAAGAAUUAAGCAUAAUAUCCAGAAAAAGCCAAAAAGUGAACAUUGAAUUUAGAAUAUUUUAGUUCUUAAACGGGCAGCGUUGCUCUAAAUCUCCUUAUUCAGUAUUUAUAAACAGCAUAUAUUAUAAACAAAUAGUUAAUAAAACACUAUAUUGUUGUUUUAAUCAAAUAUAAGUGUUUAUUUUUUGUCAAUAACUGUAACACCCAUAACUGGAGGCUGCUGUAUAAACAUAUUGAAUUACACUGAAGUAAAAACACAGCUGUUUCACAUUUAUAAUAAUGUCAAAUAUGUCUUCUAAGUACAAUUUGUAAUUGUUGACAAAUACUUUGCGUUGACAAACACAUAAAAUGUUCUUAUAACUGCUUAUAACUAAAUGAUAUUGGGUUUUGAACAAGUUAUUAAACGCUUAAUAGGACUUUAGAUUGUUUAUGUUUAUCAAUCCUGACUUUUCAUUUCUUCUUGUUUUCAUGGCGUGAAAGGUCUUCCAUACAUUGUCCCUAAGUACUACAGUACCCAUGAGCCUCAGCGGUUGAAGUCGAUGUGAAGUCAAGAGUUGAAGCAUAUUCUGAACAAAUCCAAAAUGAAUUGUUUCAAAUUGUUUUCUUUACUUCAUCCUACAAUUUUCCCGCCUGGCAACAAAAUAUCUAAAGCUUUCUGAUUGGGUUUUGUCUUGAUGCAGUGAUCUCUGGGUGUUGUAGUUUAAUUUACUAACCCAGUUUUUUUCUUUUUUCCAAUGAAGCAGAUGUUUUUUUUGUCUGGCUCAGUGUUUGAAACCAGGAAUGUGAAAAUGUAACUGCAAGAAGCUGCGAUUAUCUUUUUGAAUUUCAAUCCAUAAACCAACAUUUGAUUAUUCGAGGAGUUUUAUCCGGCGCUACGUCUUGUUAUGCUAACAGCGCUAUUAGCUUUGUGUUAAGACAGAACUGCACGAGAACCACUCAAACAAAUUAGAACGAGAGCUGUGAAUCUGAUCCGGAGUCAGUGAUGAAGGACGACUGACUGCUUCCUUUCUGUUAUUUUGUGUCUUGUACUUCCUGUUCGAUCCCCUCACUUAUCCCCCUUUACUCGCAUUUCAAAACAACUUUAAUUUCCGUUGCUGUAUGAUCGUAAGUGAAGGCAACGUUGUCUCCUUUUCAUGAAGAAAUCAAACAUGCUUGUUGAUGCUAACACGCUGUUUCCAAUGCAGAGGAAGGACUUCCUGUUGAAGGAUAAUUGAAGAGGCCAGAGUUGAAAUGUCAGGGGUGGAGGAUGUGAGUGAUUGUCGUGUGACAGUGUCUGUCCGUCCGUCCGUCCAGAGGGCAGAAUGUUUCUCCUGUUGAUCAGUGUGAGCGCCGCAGUUAGAAAUAUUGAACGUGUUUCUUGAUUUUAUUUUGUUGAAUUUAAAGCACACUUCUUUAUCAGGAUCAAAUCUGACAUCCUGAAGAUACAAAUGUUUUUUCAUCUCUGAUUGAAGUUGAAAUUAAAACUGGAAUUAUAAUUGUUUUAGCCGUCUUGAAUCAUAAAACACUGCAUUGAUUGCUACCUUUUUGUAUUUUAUUGUGUUUCAUUCCACAUUUCUUUUUUCGCCUAAAUGAUGUGCAAUGGUUGAGUAUUUUCAGUUGAUUUUAUUUUUUGUUAUUGAUGAUGAUGAUGAUGAAAUUCUUUAUCUAAGCAGCUUUUUUUAAGUCUUUUUGUUUUGAUGUGACAUUCCUGCAGCGCGGCAGAGCAGAACUUUAAUUACAAUAAAGGAAU
Anoplopoma fimbria (sablefish) is the source of this 4273-nucleotide messenger RNA. RefSeq names its product sorting nexin 2 (gene snx2). The record is from RefSeq and is a predicted model, not a curated record. Gene Ontology annotation, biological process: early endosome to Golgi transport. Gene Ontology annotation, cellular component: endosome; endosome membrane. Gene Ontology annotation, molecular function: phosphatidylinositol binding. Bases 99 to 1604 code for a protein of 501 amino acids. The transcript has 15 exons. NCBI's taxonomy places the organism in Eukaryota, Metazoa, Chordata, Actinopteri, Perciformes, Anoplopomatidae.